UAGUUGGUUCUUGGCAAUGUUGAGCAUACGUAUACCUAAACCUACAGUUUUCCUAUAUCAAAAUGCCAAGUCUGUCCUCGAAUUCUAGCUGCGAUAAUAACCUUAGUUAAAGUUUUCCCAAUUGAAGCCUAACUUGUUUCUUCGAUUAUCCAUAGUAGGUAUACAUAAGUAUUAUCCCCAAGUGUAAAAAAAGUGCCAAAGGGUGAAAAAAAGUAACAUGUCGUCUUAACACCCACGGCGCACAGUGUGUGUGUGUGUCGUCCCGCAUCACAUAGAAGUGAUCGGAGGAGAAUACCGGAGUAGGUUAUUGUACGUACCUACUUAUAAUAAAAGCCAUACGCCAUACACAUAGUUCAUAAAAUAAUUUGUUGCAUCUUAACGCGCGUGCCUACAUCCUCCAAUUCUCUCUUGAAUGGCAUCAUUUCAACAGCAGGUACAUCAUCCUCACACACGCACAUACACGUUUUGAGGUCCGUAGGCCGUGGUGUAGUGGAAGGCAGGCAAGCGUAUGUUGACUUAGUGCGGCAGAUACCCAAAUACGUGUAGCGUGCGCGCAAUUUACGUGUAGAUUUGUCUCCUCCAGGAUAACAGCAAUCAUCGGAGAAGACGAUGACGAGAAAGCGCAAGCUGGCCGAUCUCGGCAAGCGCUGCCGCUUUUGCUUGGCGCCCGACGCCAGCAUGAUCGCGCUCUAUGACUCCAAGCAACAGAUCGGCGAACUGCUAACUGAUCUGCAAAAGUGCACCGGUAUCCAGAUAUCAAGUAAAGCCAACUACCCAAAGAAUGUUUGCCAUGUAUGUCUUUACAAGUUGGAAAUGUGGAGUGACUUCAAGUUUCAAUUCCUGAAAAUCAACAAAACGCUGACGAAUUAUUUCAAGCUUUUCGAACAGAAUGACGAUGUAAAUGAUGAAGAUUGUUUAUUACUUUCGGAUGAUAAUAACUGGAAACGUGUGAAAACCUGUGAACAACCAUUGAAUAAAUUAUCUGAAAAGUUGCAAAAAACGCCUAUUGUACCUUUAACGGACAUCAAACCAAUUAUUGACAAAACUAGUGAAGAAAAAAUCAUUCGUAGAUCUUCAAGAAAAACUGUUGAACAAGUAUCGCUUGUCGAGAAAGAUGAUCAAGCGCAUCAUGAAGAUAUCAACAAUGCUUCUCCCAGCCAAUGUAGUUUAUCUGAUAGUCUCAGUCGUGGUAGCCGACGGCUCGGUCGUACCCGAAAAUUGGAACGCGAAGCGUCGACUAAGCGAUGGGUUGAGCGUAAGAAUGCGCUUAUUGUGGCAACAGGAAAACAACUCUAUGAAAGUGAAUCGGACAGCGAUUCGCAAAUGUCGCCGGUGCAGAAAGCUCGUAUUGAUAAAAAUCUGAAGAAAAGAAUGGAAAGAGAAUUGAAGUGUUUGGAGACAAACUUGUCAGAGAAGUAUUGCGUGAAGCAAGAAGAUGUAGCUGGUGGAGAAAGGAAGAUGAGACCACGCAGAGCUAAAGCAAAUGUUGAGGAGUCAAGCACGAUUACUCUCAAUACGAGUACUAACAACGCAAGCACUAACAAUACAAGCCCUCCAAAGACAAAGAAAUCAAAUACGACGAAGGAGAAACCAAAGCUAGACGUAAAAGAAAAAAGUGAGCAAGUAGUAAAAGUUGAAACAAAGGAUAGUUCUAUGAAAAAGGAACAGCCAACAAAACAUGUAAUAUCAAUACAACAAGAAAUGGAAACUGAUGAACCAAAAACAGAGGUAAAACAAACAAUGACAAAAAGUACAGUGGAAAAAGAAAACAUUGGAAUCGUAGAAAAUCAAAGGGUGAAUGAUAAUGAUAGAGAAAUGGGAGUCUCAAUGAUUGAAGACAUUGAUGCCAUUGAAAUGGAGGACGACGAAGACUAUAGGCUCAAAGAAAAUAUAGAGAAUGAAGAAGCUUCCAAAGCAAACGUGCCUGAAUCAGAUGGGGAGUCUAAGCUUAAUCGUGAAGCAGAUCAAGAAAUGUUGAAACUAUUGAAUGAUAAUGUUAAUAUUUUAGAUAAGAAAAACAAUUCUUUCUCUCCUCAACUAAUAACAUCUGAAAUAACAAUCGGAAACGCGACUUAUCUCGUAACAACAACGCUAGAUAUGCCGAAUCCUACAUCUUUAAACAAUGAUAUUUCACAAACAACAAACGGCAUUAGUAUGGAUUCAACUAGUCAAGAUGGACAAAAAAUUGAUAUAAUGAAUGCAGUACAAUUACAAAAAGUUGAUGGAGAAAAGGAAAGUGAUCGAUCACGUGUUAAACACAAUGGAGUGGAUGUUCAAAAAUGUCUUAAAAUUGAGAUUGAAGGGAUGGAAGUUGAAGCAUUACAACGAGUCCAGCUUGAUCUCGCACACUUCAUUAAUGACGAUAUUCGUAAACGUUUGAUCGAAGAAGCUGAAGGGCAACGUAAGACUGCACCUAAACCAACCAAAUUUAAGGAUUCCUACGAAAAUCUCAACUUCCAGUUACGAGACAUCAUUGAAAAUGUGUUGCGAAAUACUUACACGGCAGAUAAGCUCAAUGCUGCGAACAGAAAGGUCCCGACUUUGCUUAUCCAAGCAGCUGAGGCUUCGCCUAUGUUUCAACCUAAAGUUAAAGUUACUCAGUUGGAUUUUGAUAAAGCUCGCAAAAACUUGGAUACUGGUAAACUUAAUGAGUAUGAAAAGACUAAAGAUGCACGUCGCCUAGUUGGUCCCUUAAGUCGCACCAUAGGUAAACGACAGCCUAUCUUGCCUAAGAGAUAUGAAGACUUCUCCAUCAACUUACGGCCUUUGGAUGAUGAGGGUGCAGAAAAGAAACCGGCAGGCAGAUUGACCCCUAAUAAACCCUUAGCCGUAGCGCCUGUAAAAAUAAACCACACUGGUUCGCUUGAGCUGGUCAAUGCCGAAAAGAGUUCUACUCGCCCGACGCAAGUAAACUACCCAUUCAAGCCAAAGGAUCCGGCUAUUUGCGAAGACUUAAAUGAAGAUUUAAGGUUUAUUGAGACCCCUGCUAAAAAGAACCUGGCCGAGUGGUCAUUAAAUGGAAAGGCAGUGUCUACCCCAGCAGUGAAUAAACUGACACCCAUCGCAACGUCAACGCCAGCGCUUUUGACUACCCUCGAAAAAACUGUGUCAAAUGUACCGGCGAAGCCUGUAACACCUGCGCUGUCUGUGCCAACAACUCCGGUGAAUCAAGUGGGCAAGUUGAGCGUCCCAAAGACUAGCAUAGUUGCACCAGAAAAGCCCGCGAUGGCGAUUUCUGUCACAAAAUCCAUCACUGCAAAUAUUCCCGUCAAAAAACCUAGCGAUGAUGCCAAAAUGUUGCCAACUCCAAAACGCGAACGCCAUUUAUGUGGCAUGUGUGGCAAAGAGUUGUUCUCGAUGCAAGAGGCUAAUAUUCAUAUGGAGCAACAUAGAGCAGAAAUAAAUAGUAAAGACAAACCGUCAAGACCUACACUAUCGGUUAGCACAAAUAACGGUAACGCGUCUAUUUCUACACCUACGAGUAAUGUCUCGACAGGUAGUAAUAACACCAGCAUCAAUAGCGUGCAAAAACCAAAGCCAAAGCUGAUGCGUUGUAAGCGAUGCCAAGCUAUCGUUGAGGCUAAACAUGUCAAGACUCACGUAUGCAAUUCUGUCAAGUAUAAUUGCGACAUGUGUGAGUGCACUUUUGGCGCGCAACAUUUACUGAUUGAACAUAAACAGACCCAUAUACAGUCUAAAAACAAGCCCAAAGCUAUGGUGAUUGUUCCGACUACCCCUACCAAUACGACAUUAUCGACUUCGAUAACAUCAAUAAAGACGAUUAAUAAGCCUAAUCAAGUGAAGUCCAACCUUGUAAAGGACAAAACUCGUACUCAGAGUGGUAGUGUUGCUGGAAAUUAUGAGCAAAAGAAGUCCGAAAGGGAAGAAGAAAAAAAAUCUGAUCCAAAAGUGGAUAAGCUGGAACAGACUGUCCUAGAUUCGGAAAUACAGGGUGAGGACGACAUGGAGGACGGUGAAACGCAUGGAGUGGCGUGCUUCGUCUGUGACAGAGUCUUCUCAAAUGAACAGCAAAUGAAGGACCACUUACAGAUGCACUGCGAGGAGGUGAGUGAAAGUAUCGAAAAGGACAGCUUCACGUGUGCCUUUUGCGCUGAUAAAUUUCCUAAUGAGGAACAGCUCGAGGAGCACGUGAAUGUUCAUUUGAACGAGGAUGGUGACGAAAAAAUCAGCAUGAUGAUCGAUGCCCAACUGGAGGCACGGCGCGAUCGCCAGAGAAAACCCUUUGAAUGCGAUCAGUGUGGCGAAGAGUUCUUGUCAAAAUCAUUAUUAGAAAUGCACGCAGCUGUACACGAGGAGGAAGAGGAAGAAGAAGCUGCGGCAGAAGAAGAAACUCAAGCAGACGAUGAGCUUGAUAAUCUGGAAAAUCCGGAAGAACUUGAAGGUGACCACGUCUGUGACGUUUGCGAUGAGAUCUUUGAUACACAAGCUGAGUUAAGAACUCACCGUGACACCCACAAUGGCAACACUCAUAUUUGCAUACUGUGUGAGAUGCCAUUUGUUAGUAUCGAGGAGCUUCAAGAGCACGUAUCCACGCACUUGUAAAAAGCAAUCUUCAGAACGCUACGAAUUUGUUAAUGUAAUCCCCCAUUUUGUCUAUUAGUUGUAAUUUAAUUCGAAAGGAAGAAGAGUUUUUGAUGACGUCUGCAAAACUGUGGUUUUUAUUCGAUGCAACUCGAAUUGAGAAGUUUUAUUUUUUUUAUUCAUGAUAGGCUUGUCUUUAAAUCCAGCAUAAAUGUUUUUUUUUCUCGUAAGUUUUUAUCGAGUGUUUCAAAGAAAUACGCUCUUAAAUUGAUUUUUUACAUAUGACUUGAAAAAUUUUGUAAUUAAAAAAUUGAAAACUUAUUACAGAUAUGUUUAGUUGAAACUCGUAUAUUUAGAUCGCUUGCCUAUGAAAAUAUUUAACAAACAUCAACAAUUCAAACAAUGUGAAAGAAAAUAAGAUUGUUGAGAACAUUCUUUAUUCUGGGGGGCCACAAGAGCAGAUAUAUUUGAUUACAUAUUACGCUGCAACACGUAUCAUAAAAAGUUGUACAUUGAUAUCUAGGCCGCUAAAUGAUAAAUAAAUAAGCGUUAUAUAAAAUUUUUCAAUUCGGUUACUCACGAAAAUGUAAUAUAUAAAUGAGUGUUAAGUUGAAUGUGAAGCCUGUGUAAUAAUGUAAAAAAAAAAAUAUCUUGAGAAACAGAAUAGUUAUCUAUUCUCAUUAAAAUUUUAUUAAUUUAAUCUCAAUAAUAAGCGUCUGAGUAAAUACUUGUAUAUUUCUCUAGUGAUGAAUCUUACUGAGUGAAUUCAUUCAUUUUCAAGUGAGAAACAUGAUUUAUUUAUUCAUUUGUGGCCCCUUAAACAGUUGAAUAUUCUAAUAAUUUUGGAUAUUAUAUAAGUAGUACAACUCUAUUUGAUAUUCUGUGUUUUUUUUUCCAUCAAAAUGAUAUUGAAUUUUGUUAUGUAGAAUAAGCAAUGGAUUUCAUGGAAUCUUUAUGAUAUACUAAUUAGACUUAAGUUCUUUUUAAUUUGAAGUUAAAAAUUAACAAUAAAUCAUCAUUGAAAUAUAUUUUUUCAAACAAAUUUUGUAAAUAGUAUGUCUUAUUUAAGACAUAAGACUUUUUUGGCUAUAAUACGAUGUAUAGAUGCGUAAAAUUACACUACUUGAUAUAAAAGAACAUCUUGACUAAAACAACUGACAGGCUACUGUGGCAAGAUUAUAAAAUAACAUUAAUCAGUAGAAUUAUUUUCAUGAAAUACAAUGAUACUAAUUCACAUUUUUCUUGUAUUUUUUAUCUUGCCAUAAGAGCACAGUCUUAACGUAUUUCCAGUACUAUUAUAAAU
Copidosoma floridanum is the source of this 5845-nucleotide messenger RNA. RefSeq lists its product as uncharacterized. Gene Ontology annotation, cellular component: nucleus. Gene Ontology annotation, molecular function: zinc ion binding. NCBI's taxonomy places the organism in Eukaryota, Metazoa, Arthropoda, Insecta, Hymenoptera, Encyrtidae. The record is from RefSeq and is a predicted model, not a curated record.